GGAUCGCCGCCCGUCAAAGCACCCAGUGAUCACUUCAAUCCAAUCUGCAAAUACGAUAAGAAGUCGUAUCUCAGUUGAUGAAAUCAACGAUGAAAAUAGGGUCUGAUUAAGAUGGAUCGAUGAAUUUGGGCCUUACGCUGAAUAUUGACAUAAGUACAUGCGAGUACUUGUGUUACUUCUACCCAGUUUACUUUAGGCAUGUCUAGAAAACUGAAGAAGUAUCAGGCGGUACUGUGGUUAGUUUUAUCAGCUACUUUUUCAAAAAGCCAUGUGUUCGACUCCGGGCUAAAGGCCUUAACGGAGAAUUUUUCAAAAGAACGCAUUUUCACAGUGUUCCCACAUUCAUGUAGGGGCCAUAAAGAUACCGACGCGCAGUGCGCCUGAGCUGGGGCCAGGCCGAAAGUCGCUACAAAGGCUCGAUCACCGAAUUAAGGGUGCAUGCAGGAAUUAUGCGAAGUAUAUGUAUGAACUCGGAUGCGAAAUCGACAGUUAUGUUGGGGCAUCAGACGAUUUCGUGACUGAAGUUAGUCAUAUAGAGGCAUCACGGACUAAAUGCGAUGUAUCAAAGUAAUACUGUGCCAGGAUCCAAGGACAAAUUACGCUAUUGCAUGAAUGGCCGAUUCUGAUGCAAGGAACAAUCGGCGGCAGCAGCAGACGAUGUCAAAAUUCUUGCACCAAGAAUACAACUUUGGCAAUGCUCGUUACCGCAGACGUUUACAGUGACGAUCAGUGCACGUGGACGCCAGCGACGAGCCUGAGUAGAGCGAAAAGCCCCGCUAGCCGAGGGCGUCUCCUCGGACCGCGUAGGCAGUUACGCCUGCCACCAUUUCGCUGUCGGACUCUCGAAAAGACGCAUCGUAGUGCAACACUAUUCGAGGCUAACUGAAGGAAUAUCGUCGUUCGUAUUAUUAAGCAGCAACGCAAGGCGCUUUGAGGCCUACACGUCGUAGCCAUGGCUCGUACAAAGCAAACAGCUCGUAAGUCGACUGGAGGCAAGGCUCCUCGAAAGCAAUUGGCUACAAAGGCCGCUCGCAAGUCAGCACCUGCCACCGGCGGUGUGAAGAAGCCACACCGUUACAGACCAGGCACCGUUGCCCUUCGCGAAAUUCGUCGAUACCAAAAGUCCACCGAGCUCCUUAUUAGAAAGCUUCCCUUCCAGCGACUGGUACGCGAAAUCGCUCAGGAUUUCAAGACGGAUCUCAGGUUUCAGUCGUCCGCCGUCAUGGCACUGCAGGAAGCCGCCGAAGCCUACCUCGUUGGCCUGUUUGAAGAUACAAAUCUAUGUGCUAUUCACGCCAAACGGGUUACCAUAAUGCCCAAAGACAUCCAACUAGCGCGGCGAAUCCGUGGCGAACGCGCCUAAGUAUUUAGUGCAGGUGGCGGUGUUCCCGAGUCGACGAACCCCUGGGCGAUCGUUUACAACCUCAACCCCCGAUCAGGAUGAAGGUACACGUCGGGGCAAACAAAUCUAGAAAUGAGCGGCAUGUGAGUAGGCAUUGUAUCCACAUGCUAACGGAAAGUAGCAAUGGCAAUAGCGAUUGCGGUAGAAAGCUAUUAAUUUCGUUAAAACUGUACAUAUUAUGGUAGAACCCAUUGAACAUGAAGGUGAUCGAAACAGGAAUACACAGACAGAAUGACAGCGAGAAAAACAUCGACCAGCAAAACAUUGCGUAACACCAAACCUCCCAUGCGAGCCACUUGUAUUGUGUAACGCUGAUAAUCGGAAACGUUAAACUGAAUAUAAUUAAUGGACUGGGAGUGACGUCAAUUGUGUAUAGGAGCGCCUUGCUUUAUGCUUCGAACACUUUAAAUAAACGAAAAAUUUUACGCGACGAA
This is a messenger RNA of Varroa destructor (honeybee mite), 1836 nucleotides long. RefSeq names its product histone H3-like. Gene Ontology annotation, cellular component: nucleosome. NCBI's taxonomy places the organism in Eukaryota, Metazoa, Arthropoda, Arachnida, Mesostigmata, Varroidae. The record is from RefSeq and is a predicted model, not a curated record. Gene Ontology annotation, molecular function: structural constituent of chromatin; protein heterodimerization activity; DNA binding.